This is a messenger RNA of Fusarium tjaetaba, 465 nucleotides long. RefSeq lists its product as uncharacterized. Bases 1 to 465 code for a protein of 154 amino acids. The record is from RefSeq and is a predicted model, not a curated record. The transcript has a single exon. Lineage: Eukaryota; Fungi; Ascomycota; Sordariomycetes; Hypocreales; Nectriaceae.
AUGACGGAAUCCACAAGCAUAGAACGUUUGGAUUUCCUGUUAGAGAUGGCUCUGACCAUUCAUGAGGGCAUUGCCGAGCAUAUUGAGGGCAACGAUGAGCUUGAUAACCAGCUCAUUACCCGUCUCAAAGAGGCAGACCACUUCAUCGUCGUAAAGAAAGCAUUACAAGGUCAUCUCGUCGACCACGCUAGCAAUACCGACAGCGACAACGAACUCGCUCCGGCUGACACCACCCCGCCGAGCAGCCACUAUUCACAUUCAACCGCGACGCCCAGCCCCCAAACCCCUCCUUCCCCUUCGCUUUUCUUCUCUUCGCCUGAACCGCAGGGUACUCCAACUUCAGCGCCUGCACGAAAGGCCACGCGUCGGAUCCCAGGAGAAAACCGAGGCUCCAAGGCUCUGCGUAAGAUGCGACGUUUAGUCCCCUAUGCAAGCUGGGUUGACAAGCCCAAAUCAUUCAAAUGA